UAGGAUUCUGAUAUGAAGAAUUAUGAUGACACCAUAUCUUUUCUGGGUCAGUGGGGCAGCUUUCAGCAGACUGUCUUCUUCCUGCUCUGUGCCAGCAUCUUGCCCAAUGGAUUUGGAACUUUGUCUCUUGUCUUCUUGACUGCUACUCCCAGUCACCACUGUCUGGUUCCUGAGGUUAACCUGUCCCAAGAUUGGCGCAAUGCUAUCAUCCCGAUAGAGGUGGUGAAUGGGAAACAGGAGCUGAGCAGAUGCAGCAGGUACAGGCUGGAUGUGGUCCAAAAUCUCUCUGCUCAGGGAUUCAUUCCUGGCAGGGACGUCAACCUCACUGACCUGGAGCAGGAGGGCUGUGUGGAUGGGUGGAGCUACAGCAGAGACAUCUACCAAUCCACAAUUGUCUCUGAGUUUGACCUGGUGUGCAGGGAUCAGUGGAAGGGGCCACUCACCUCCACAAUUGUCUUUCUGGGAUUUCUAUGUGGAUCCUUCGUCUCAGGACAGCUCUCAGACAGGUUUGGAAGAAAGCCUGUUCUCUUUGCCACCAUGACCAUUCAGACAAUUUUUACCUUUGCUGAAAUCUUUUCACCUUCUUGGACGGUCUUCUCCAUCCUCAUCUUCAUCAGUGCUGUCGGACAGGUCUCCAACUAUAUAUCUGCUUUUGUGCUGGGCAGUGAGAUCUUGACUAGAAAUGUUCGUGUCCUGUUCUCAUCUAUUGGUGUGUGUGUGGCCUUUGCCUUUGGCUACAUGGUGCUUCCACCCAUUGCCUACUUUUUAAGGGACUGGAAAUCCCUCCUGCUGGGGUCCACUCUGAUUUGCCUGAUCUACGUCCCCCUCUGGUGGUUCAUCCCAGAGUCUCCUCGAUGGUUGCUCUCUCAGGGAAGAGUGGAGGAGGCCGAGGCCAUAGUGAGAAAGGCUGCUAAGAAGAACAAAGUUGAGGCUCCACUGGUGAUCUUUGAAGAUUGCAUUACAUGUGCUGAUGAGACAGAGAUGCACUCCAAGGAACAACACAAUAUCUUCGACCUGCUGAGGACAAAAAACAUCAGGAACAUAACUCUUAUUCUGUGCCUUAUAUGGAGCACUUUGAAUACUGGAUACUACGGCCUGUCCCUGAACACGGCUGAGCUUCAUGCUAACCCCUACAUAAGCAGUUUCCUCUCAGCAGCUGUGGAGGUACCAGCAUACAUUUUCUGCUGGGUGGUAGUGCGAUACUUUCCACGACGACUGUCUGUCACCUGUCUCUUGCUGCUCGGAGGAGUGUCACUGUUCUUAAUUCAACUGGUACCCCAAAGUUUAUCAGAUCUGGCUGUUGCUCUGGAAAUGGUGGGUAAAUUUGGUAUGUCCACCGGUGCAGCCCUGAUCUAUAUCUACACAGCAGAGAUUUACCCAACAGUGCUGAGGAACACUGCGACAGGGACAUGCUCUUCUGUUUGCAGAGUGGUUAUCUGCAUUAUGCCUUUUAUAUUAAAGCUGAGUGUAUACUUUAAGUACCUGCCUUAUAUAAUCCUGGGGACUCUGUCGGUUGUGUCUGCCUUCGCUGCUCUCUUCCUGCCAGAGAGUUUUGGACGACCUCUACCUCAAACUAUUCAAGAGAUGCAUAAGAGAGAACGUUGGGUUCCUAAAGGAAUAUAAAGCCCCUAUGUGUGGAUUUGACUUUGGCAACUCUAAAAGCAUGAAGAGUCCAUUCAUCACAAGAAUCAAAAGAUAUGGUGCUUUUCGAAAGUCAGCUCUUUACAUGAGUUACUAAGUAUACGAUUCCUUCUAUUUACCAUUUUUAUGAUCAAACAUUUCCAUCCCAUAAGUUCAGUCAGAACAAGUGGAUUCAGUGGCAUUAUAUGACAUUUCACUGCACUCUAUGCAGUCCACUUCAAUGGCAGUUAUGAAAUUAGUUGAAGACAUAUCCACUGCAAUGGACAAUAGAGAGCAUACAAUAGGGAUUUUCAUAGAUUUGAAGAAGGCAUUCGAUACAAUAGAUCAUAAUAUAUUGCUACAUAAACUUGAAAGAUAUGGGUUCAGAGGAAUUGCACACACUUGGCUAAAAAUUAUCUGGACAACAGAUACCAAUAUAUGCAAAUAAGUGAUGUGAGGUCCAAUAUGCUUAAAAUAACUUGUGGGGUGCCGCAGGGUUCAAUAUUGGGGCCCAAGUUGUUCAUUCUAUAUAUUAAUGACAUUUGUAGUGUGACUAAAGAGUUCAAUUAUGUAUUAUUUGCUGAUGAUACAACCUUAUAUUGCUCAGGGGAAAACUUAGAAUUAUUUCUCAGCAAGGCAGAAAAAGGGCUACAGAGAUUAAAAAAAUGGUUUGACCUUAAUAAGCUUUCCUUGAACAUAGAUAAAACUAAAUAUAUUGUCUUCUCCAAAUGGCAAAAUUAAAAUUCAAUUGAAACUGGUAAUUAAUGAUAUUGAAUUAGAAAGAGGUUAUGAAAAUAGGUUUCUUGGUGUGAUUAUUGAUUAAACUCACCUGGAAAUUACACAUAAGCAAUGUUAAAAACAAAAUAUCUAAAACAAUAGCAAUACUAGAUACAAAUAUAUAUUACAUAAACAUACUCUAUACAUAUUGUAUUGUGCUCUUUUUCUGCCUUACAUAUUAUAUUGUGUUGAAGUAUGGGGCAAUACGUAUAUAAACAAUAUAAAACCCAUAUUUAUGUUACAGAAAAAAGCUAUUAGAAUAAUCAGUCAUGCUGUAUAUAAAGACUCAACAAAUCCACUAUUAAAUUGCAAAUACUAAAAUUUUAUGAUUUAGUUGAAUUGAACACAAUAAAGUUUAUAUAUAAAGUUAAAAAUAACCUUGUUCCAAACACUAUACAGACUCUUUUUGAAAGUAGAGAUAGACACUAUGAGCUCAGAGGAACUGAGAUGUUUAGAAAACCAACAGUCAGAACAAACACUAAAAUAAACUGUAUUUCUUUGAAAGGAGCACAUCUGUGGAAUAGUUCCACUGAUGAAUUAAAACUUAGCACUUCUUUAUUACAAUUAAAAACAUUAUAUCAAAAGUCAGCAAUUCAAAGAUACAUGACAGAGAUCUGAUUUGGCUUAAUUUUUUGUUUGUUUGUUUUUUUGAGUAUGUGUGCGUAUGUGUAAAGAGGGUGGGCUAAAUAAGCUUCAGCUUCAGCCUACACCUUUUCGGUCAAUAUGUACAUAUUAGUGUGAACGAAUUAUGUAUAUUUCGAGAUGUAAGACCGGAAUAAAUUAAUUCAUUCAUUCAUUCUAUGCAUGUUAUCUCAAAUCAUAAAGAUGUCUACAAAUAUUUAUGAAAAACUGAAGUGUGAAACGUGCAAGUGUUCGAUGUGAAGUUAAACAUACACAAGUAAAACUGUAGACUACUGGCUCUGUUAUUUUAGGAAACUAUUUUAUCUUUUACAGUAAACAGCAGUAUUAUGUCAUGGUAUUAGUCACAUUGGCACUGAACAUGUAUAAUGCUUAGUUAAUUUAAGGCACACCUAUCAUCUGAAUAACUGUCAGGUUUCGUGGUUCUAUUAAAGUCACAUACUUUCACAAA
This is a messenger RNA of Epinephelus moara (kelp grouper), 3487 nucleotides long. Its product is annotated as solute carrier family 22 member 5-like. The coding region runs from base 13 to 1623 and encodes 536 amino acids. Gene Ontology annotation, biological process: transmembrane transport. The record is from RefSeq and is a predicted model, not a curated record. Gene Ontology annotation, cellular component: membrane. Gene Ontology annotation, molecular function: transmembrane transporter activity. Lineage: Eukaryota; Metazoa; Chordata; Actinopteri; Perciformes; Serranidae. The transcript has 11 exons.